CGGUGAAACUGGCACACUGCGCUUGCGGGGACUCCGGCACACCUUCCUGCGAAAUAGUGAUUCACUGCCAGCAACCCAGUGUCUGUUUUUCCUGCUGGAUAUGGUAUUUACCAGCUAGUGAGCUAGCUAACUAAACCGCGAGGCUGUGGUGUCUAACCAUCUGAAUUAGCUAUGCGGUCAGCAGGCUAGCAUAAAUCACCGACUGACAGGAAAUGACCUAGUGGCCUCACGGAUAUUCGCCCGCUCUGUCGCCACAGGCCGCCGGUUCUGGGAACUGUUUCCACGGAGACAGCGAAAACUACCUCAGCGGGCAGAGAGGGGGAGAGCGGAGCGCCUGUGAUAAAAUAACAAAGGCCCCACUGGUUUCAGACCGCAAUUGACUCCCCCCCCCCAGCUGGGCCUGCGUGGAACGUUCCCCAGGAAGGAGCAUCGCGAGUCUGACUUGUUCCCGUGUUCAGGAUCUCCCGCUGGAUGUCUCGUGACUCGUCCCAAGAGCAGAUGUGAUGUGGAGAAGGUGUCAGGUUUCCUGCCACUGACUCUCUCGGAGCGGCUGAUUCCGCCGCACCCCCCCCCCCCCUUUUGAUGGCCGAAUCUCGGCGCGGCUGCACUGGGUAGGCGGCUCCAGGCCGCGAGACAACAUCCCCCUCCCCUGCCUUUUUCUCCCCAGCUGAUUUUGCCGUUGCUUGGAAAAUGCCCCCCAGUGAGACUGUGACUUUAGGCGGCCCGUCGGCACGGCGUGAGGCCUUCUGCGCUUAGGCCGGUGUGGGAGUGUCACAGCAGGCUCCCCAGAGGCUGAUAUUCGCUCUCCAGGCAGCCAGCAGGUGGGACGACCCCCCCCCUCUGAGACCUGCUGUGUCCCCUAUGUAUUGUUGCAGCGCGCAGGACAGUAAGAUGGACUACAAGCGGCGGUUUAUGCUUGGCGGGUCCAAGCAGAAGGUACAGCAGCACCAGCAGUACCACAUUCCCGAACUGGGCCGGGCCCUCGGCGGACACCUCGGUUCCUCAUGCUCUGGGCCGGCCCCCAUCGGCGGCUGCGGGCACCCGCCCCCCUCCCCUGGCGGCGCCGGCGUCACCUCCACCCCCGGCAGCGCCGUGGCCGACAUCCAGCAGGGCAUCUCCAAGUACCUGGAUGCGCUGAACGUGUUUUGCCGCGCCAGCGCCCUGCUCACCGAGCUGUUCAGCGGCGUCUUCCGCAGCUCGCACUACGCCAAGGCGGCCGCGCAGCUCAAGGACGUGCAGGACCACGUCACCGAGGCGGCCGGCCGACUGACGGCCGCCAUCAAGCCCGAGAUCGCCAAGAUGCUGAUGGAGCUCAGCUCUGGGGCGGCCGGCUUCAAGAACCAGGACGACUUCAACCUGCAGGAUGUGGAGGUGCUGGGCCGCUGCUUCCUCACCGUCAUGCAGGUGCACUUCCAGUUCCUGUCGCAGGCACUGCAGAAGGUGCAGCCAGUGGCGCAGUCCUGCCUGGCGGAGGCGCUGGCGCAGGCCCAGGAACGGCGUGGCGGAGGGGGCGGGGCCGGCCGGCCGCAUGUCUCUGCUGCCGGGUCGCUCAACGAGCUGGAGGAGGCCUCGAGGUCCUGGAAGGCCGCGGCGGAGGCCACGGCUCGGCUCAGGGAGAAGGGCCGCGACGGCUACCUGGCAGGCCUCCAGGUCCAGCAGCUCUUCUGCUCUCACAGCCCCACCAUCCCGGAGCAGCAGCUGAAGGAGCUCAACCUGAAGAUCGACAGUGCCCUGCAGGUCUACAGGGCGGCGCUGGAGAGCCUGGGGCACAGUGACUACGCACUGAAGGCUGGUUUUCAUCUUGACCCCAAAGCUGCGGAGGAGUCUCUGCAGGGCUGCUGCAGCGAGGCUGAGGCCCAGCAGGCGGGACGGAUGCAGACCCCCACUCAGCCCAUCCAAUGCGAGCUGCCCACCAUCCCGCUGCAGAUCGGCCCCCACUUUCUCAAGGGCGUCUCUUUCAAUGAGUCUGCGGCCGACAAUCUCAAGCUCAAGACGCAUGCUAUGCUGCAGCUCCUCAAGGAGGCAGCAGGGCCUAACGGACAGGUGCUGUGCGACGGCGACUCUCCCGCCACCGAGGUGCUCAACCAGGUGUGCCCGUCCAGCUGGAGGGGGCCCUGCAAGACAGCUGUGCAGCUGCUGUUCGGCCAGGCGGGGCUGGUGGUAGUCGACACGGCGCAGAUGGAGAGCAAGGAGGCAUAUGCCCCCCACAUCACCCUGGAGGGGAGCACGUUCGUGGUCCAGGUUCCUUCCACAUGGUGCCUGAAGGAGGAUCCAGCCACCAUGUCCCUCCUGCAGCGCAGCCUGGACCCCGAGAAGACCCUGGGCCAGGUGGACGUUCUCUACACAGCUAUCUUCGACCUCAACAGGUGGAAGGAGCGCAGAAAUCAAGUCCUGCCCACCAUCCAGAUGCAACUGCAGCGCGAGGCGCCCGACCUCCCACCCGGAAGCAGCUCCAAGUCUUCCGGUGGACUUCCCAAGACCAUCUCCAAGCUCACCUCCAAGUUCACCAAGAAGGCCUCCUCCAGUGGCAGCAGUUACUCCAUCCCCAGCACGCCCUCCCGCUCCCUCUUCUCUGCCACUGGCUCCGAGGACAAGACCAAAGCCCCGGGGCCUCCGGACGGCCGGGUGCCUGGUGUUUUCCCGACAGGCAGUCUUCCGGGCACCCCUGACCCCGGUGGACCCCAGUUAGCCAAUGGCUGCCCUGCCGACGACAAGGGCACAAACCUGCCCACGGACCAGGAGAUGCAGGACGUCAUCGAUUUCCUCUCAGGGUUCAACAUGGGCAGGUCCCAACAGGCCUCGCCCCUUGUCAAGAGGAGGAACUCGGUGGCGUCUGCUGGAGCAGCCGAUCUGAAAACGCCCCCGGCGCAGGCAGCGCCCCCCCCUCCCGGCCCCCCCCACGGGGGACUGCAAGCGCCACCACAGGUCAUGCAACCCCAGCAGCAGCAGCAGCAGCAACAACAGCAGAGCCAUCCGGGCCAGCAGCCACCUUCCCAGCAAGCUUUGCAGUUCUACCAGCACCUCCUGCAGCCUAUUGGCCAACAUCAGCAGCCCCCGCCCCCACAGCUUCAACAGCAGAGGGUGCCGUCCAAGUGGCUAGGCAGCCCUGGACAGCACGCUGGACCCGGCCCUCCAGCCGGCCUCUCCCCCAUCGGGCCUCUAAGCCAGUGGGGCUCUCCAGGGCUCCCAGACCUCAGCUCCGACUUGUACAGCCUGGGUCUGGUCAGCAGCUAUAUGGACAGCAUCAUGUCCGAGAUGCUGGGCCACAAGCCACAGGGGCCGCGGAACAACACCUGGCCCAACCGCGAGCAGACCGAUGGGGCCUUUGGCAUGCUGGGAGAUGUGCUGCCCUUUGACCCCGCUGUCGGCUCCGACCCCGAAUUUGCCCGCUACGUCGCUGGAGUCAACCAUGCCAUGCAGCAGAAACGGCAGGCGCAGCAUCUGCGUCGCCCGAGCAAUGCCCGCGCCAACUGGCCAAUCACGGAUGAGCCUCACAGAACAUGGCCGCACCCAGAGUACUACACAGAAGGGGACUCCAUGAGUGGCAGCUGGUCAGCCAAUCAAGGGGAUUCAGCCAGCUCCAGUGAUGAGACCUCCUCAGCCAAUGGGGACAGCCUCUUCUCCAUGUUCUCAGGACCUGACCUUGUAGCUGCAGUCAAACAAAGAAGAAAACACAGCUGUGGUGAACCUGAAGCAUGCACCCUCCCUUCACCGCCUAUCCAUCACCCCGGGGACGACGGCGGCCAGGACAGCAAGACGAAAACCUGGCCACCCAAAGCCCCCUGGCAACACUCCUCCCCUCACACCAACACACUGCCCAAUCUGAGCUCUUCCUUGUACCAGAUGACCAUCCCCUCCAGCCAAUGGAACGACUCGAUGCAGAUGCUGCAGUCGCAGGUGUGGUCCACGGCGGGCGACUGCCCCGCCUCUGUGGGCCUCUCUUCUGCCUUCCCAUUCGCUACGCAGCAGCCAACCACAGUGCAGCAGCAGCAGCAACAGCAGCAGCAACAGGUUUCUCAGCACAAACCCAUCAACAAGGGCUUCAAAUCCUUCCCGCUCAAACACGAGCACAGGCCCUCCUACCUGCCUCAGUACUGAUCACAGGUGCCGAACCUGCUGCUCUUAGUGUGUCCUAUGGCCAGGCAAACGGCAUCCUGUAUCAAAUGUGCCACUUGGGGAUCUUUUGCCGAUGUGUAUAUAGGCCUGUUGGAUACUUGUAGUGCUUUCCUAGUGCUCUUUCCCCUUCUACCAAGCUAGUUGUGACUAUUAAUUUUCAUUUGCAUCAUUUUUUAAAAAUCUAAAACCUGUAUAAUGGAAGGAAGGUCUUUAUACAUAGUUUAUUGUCAUUAUUAUUUUUUAGACCAACUGCAUUGUAGAGAGUGAACGGAAGUGUGCAUCUGUCCCAUUCCACGAAAGCUCCCCAAAAGCCUCCCUCGCUGUAGCACUGGCAGCGGACUGUGAGAUCGGCAUAGCGGCGGCUGAGGUAGCUGAGGCUCCGCCCCCACCAAUGAGAGCGCCCUGUGCCGUCGCGGCCGGCGUUUCUUCUGACAUACAUUUGUUGAGCUGCCAUGGCUUGGACGUGGUUGGGGGGGGGAGAAGGACCACUUUGCAAGACCGAUACCCCCCCCCCCCCACUACUGUUCAACUAGUA
This is a messenger RNA of Paramormyrops kingsleyae, 4651 nucleotides long. RefSeq names its product granule associated Rac and RHOG effector 1 (gene garre1). Gene Ontology annotation, biological process: Rac protein signal transduction. Lineage: Eukaryota; Metazoa; Chordata; Actinopteri; Osteoglossiformes; Mormyridae. The record is from RefSeq and is a predicted model, not a curated record. Gene Ontology annotation, molecular function: CCR4-NOT complex binding.